This is a messenger RNA of Endocarpon pusillum Z07020, 1023 nucleotides long. RefSeq lists its product as uncharacterized. The record is from RefSeq and is a predicted model, not a curated record. The transcript has 2 exons. Lineage: Eukaryota; Fungi; Ascomycota; Eurotiomycetes; Verrucariales; Verrucariaceae. Gene Ontology annotation, biological process: lipid metabolic process. The coding region runs from base 1 to 1023 and encodes 340 amino acids. Gene Ontology annotation, molecular function: phosphoric diester hydrolase activity.
AUGCGUCUAUCAAAGCCUCUCCUCUUCAACACCCUUCUCAUUCUCCUGACCGCCAUUGUCCCAGCCCUCUCUCUUUCUUUUCACCGCCAAUCCCGCGCUCUCCUUUGUAACAAUUCCCCAUCCCACUGCACAACGCGGUACUCUUCCGUCCCGCCCCAAAUCGGGUCCCACGACUCCCCCUUCAUCGGGCCUUUACCCUCCCAAAACCAAAACAUCGCUACUUCCGCCCAACUCGACCGCGGCGUCCGCAUGCUCCAAGCCCAGACCCAUCGCGCCCCAGACGACCCGAACGCGAUCCAGCUAUGCCAUACCGACUGCCUACUGGAGGAUGCAGGACGAUUACAGGAUUGGCUGGGGGAGAUCAAGACAUGGCUCGAAAGAGAAGGGAACGGGAACGAGGUGGUGACGUUGCUGUUGACAAAUGGUGAUGCGAUCUCGAUGCAGGCUUUCGGGGAAGCGUUCAAGCAGAGUGAGAUUGAGAAACACUGUUUCGUGCCCGGGGAGAAGGAGGCGGUGGUGGGCGAUCUGGAGAGUUGGCCCACCCUCAGCGAUAUGAUCGCGAGGGGAAAGCGGGUCGUUGUUUUCAUGGACUCCGGCGCCGAACCCCAAGAAGGGCCCCCCUACAUCCUCCCUGAAUUCCCCUAUUUUUUCGAAACCCCCUUCGGCGUCACCGACCCUGCUUUCCCCAGCUGCUCGAUCGACCGGCCCCCCAACACCCCCUCCGCCGACGGCCGCAUGUACAUCGUCAAUCACUUCCUGAAUGUCGAGGUUGCGCCCGGGAUCAAGAUCCCGGAUCGGCUGAGGGCCGGGAGAACGAAUUCGCGAGCAGAUGUGGCGGCGCAGGUGGAGCGGUGUAAGGCCGUGCAUGGGGGACGCGCCGCGAGUUUUGUCUUGUUGGAUUUCGUGGAUGUCGGGGAUUGGCAUCGCGAUGUCAAAGGGGAGGCGGGCAGUGAGGGAGGGUUUCUCGAAAAGGCCAAGGAGGCUGCUUGUGGACUUUUGGGCGGCUUUGGAUGGGGUUGCUGA